AUGUCCUUGACCUUGUCAAUUGCCGCCAAGGCUCCAUUCGUAGCAUACCCCGCGCUUAUUGCUGCCAACUUUGUCAACACUAGCGAUGUUGACUCGUCAAUUCUCAUUGAGUUCAUUGAUGAAAAAUCCGUAGAGGGCUCUGAUUCUUCGGUCAAGUUGGUUUCUGCCGGAAAGACCGUCACCGACCAAGUAGAGAUCUUGAGUAUUUUGGCUGAACAGUUCCCUUCUGUCUUGACUGCUGAAUUGGGCAAUGUAUGGUCCAAAUUUGCUGUGGAUAAGUUAUAUGUUAAGAACUUCAAGGAGUUGGCUGUCGACUUGGAAAAGCUCGAUGCCCAUCUUAACUUCAAAUCUUUCAUUAGUGGUUACAGCUACACCACUGCUGAUAUUGCUGUGUGGGGUGUCUUGAGAGCCAACGCCUUGAUGGGUUCUGUGAUCAAGAACGGCGUGUACACCAAUGUCUCCAGAUGGUACUCGUUGUUAGCUGAUGAUUCCAGAUUCGAGUCAGUUGUUGAGUUCAUGAUUAAGUCUGUCAACGACUUGAGAAAGUCUGCCAAGACAGCCAAGAACGGCGGAAAGAAGGAAACACACAAGGCCAACUUUGAAAUCGACUUGCCUGGCGCCGAAAUGGGCAAAGUUGUUACCCGUUUCCCUCCUGAACCUUCUGGAUACUUGCACAUUGGACAUGCUAAGGCUGCCAUCUUGAACGAGUAUUUUGCCCACAAUUACAAGGGUCAAUUGGUGAUCCGUUUCGACGACACCAACCCUACAAAGGAGAAGGAAGAGUUCCAGGACUCGAUCAUUGAAGACUUGGCCCUCUUGGGAGUCAAGGGUGAGAAGGUCACCUUUUCCUCGGACUACUUCGACACUAUGUACGAUUUAGCUAUCAAGUUGAUCAAGGACGGAAACGCCUACUGUGAUGACACACCUUUAGAAAAGAUGAGAGAAGAGAGAAUGGUGGGUGAAGCUUCGGCCAGAAGAAACAGAUCUGUCGAAGAAAACUUGCACAUCUUCACUGAAGAAAUGAAGAACGGAACUGAAGAAGGCUUAAAGAAUUGUUUAAGAGCAAAGAUCGACUACACUGCUCCAAACAAGGCCUUGAGAGACCCCGUAAUGUACAGAUGCAACUUGACUCCUCACCACAGAACUGGCACCCAGUGGAAGAUGUACCCUAUCUACGAUUUCUGUGUCCCAGUUGUUGAUUCUAUCGAAGGAAUCACCCAUGCUUUGAGAACUAAUGAGUACAGAGACCGUAAUCCACAGUACCAAUGGAUCCAGAAGGCUUUGGGCUUGCGUCCCGUCGAAAUCUGGGACUUCGGCAGAGUUAACUUUGUCAGAACGUUGUUGUCCAAGAGAAAGUUGCAGUGGUUCGUCGACAAGGGCCAUGUCGCCAACUGGGAUGACCCUAGAUUCCCAACAAUCAGAGGUGUCAGAAGAAGAGGUAUGACUAUCGAAGGUUUGAGAAACUUCAUCAUUUCCCAGGGCCCUUCCAAGAACAUUAUCAACAUGGACUGGUCCACUAUCUGGGCCAUGAACAAGAAGGUAAUCGACCCUGUUGCUCCUAGAUUUACUGCUGUCUACGCCGAAAAUGCUGUCCCUGUCAAAUUGUUGAACGUGCCUGCUGAAGCAUACACAGAAGAGAAGCCUAAGCACAAGAAGAACCCAGAAGUCGGCAAUAAGCCAGUCGUCUACUUCAACGAGUUGUUGAUCGACCAGGCUGACGCCGACUUGGUUGAAGGCGAGGAAAUCACUUUCAUGGACUGGGGUAAUGUCAUCGUUUCCAAGGUCAACAAAGAAGGCGAUGUCGUCAAGUCUAUCGAAGCCAACUUGCAUUUGGAAGGUGACUUCCGUAAGACUUCCAAGAAGAUCACGUGGUUGGCUAACACCAGCGACAAGGUGGACGUCGAUUUGGUUGACUUUGAUCACUUGAUUACCAAGGAUAAGUUGGAAGAAGAAGACAACUUCGAAGACUUCCUUACCCCUGAGACCGAGUUCCACACCAAGGCUUUCGCUGAUUUGAACAUUCGCAAGUUGAAGACUGGUGACAUCAUCCAAUUCGAAAGAAAGGGUUACUACAGAGUUGACCAACCAUACAAGGAAGGCAAGCCAGCGGUGUUGUUCACCAUUCCCGACGGUAAGGCCGUUUCCAAGUAUGGCAAGAAGUAGUAUAUAAUGCCUCUCUAAUGAACAUAUUAUAUAAGG
Messenger RNA from Scheffersomyces stipitis CBS 6054, 2199 nucleotides. It is a transcript of the gene GUS1, whose product is annotated as glutamate--tRNA ligase. Gene Ontology annotation, biological process: glutamyl-tRNA aminoacylation; translation. The transcript has a single exon. Gene Ontology annotation, molecular function: ATP binding; glutamate-tRNA ligase activity. Gene Ontology annotation, cellular component: cytoplasm; cytosol; methionyl glutamyl tRNA synthetase complex. The record is from RefSeq and is a predicted model, not a curated record. Lineage: Eukaryota; Fungi; Ascomycota; Pichiomycetes; Serinales; Debaryomycetaceae. Bases 1 to 2163 code for a protein of 720 amino acids.